Molecule: messenger RNA, 2693 nt
Organism: Leucoraja erinaceus (little skate)
Lineage: Eukaryota; Metazoa; Chordata; Chondrichthyes; Rajiformes; Rajidae
Gene: inpp5e
Product: inositol polyphosphate-5-phosphatase E
Exons: 12
Coding region: 415-2346 (643 amino acids)
Biological process (GO): phosphatidylinositol dephosphorylation
Molecular function (GO): phosphatase activity
Source: RefSeq, a predicted model, not a curated record
CGGAGUGUGUGUGAGUGAGUGAGUGAGAUCCUGAAACGGUUCACCCGAGAAACAGGGCACACUGGUGACUUUCAUGGCAAUACAUAAUAACCCACCCAGAUGGGCGCCUCCUCGUGAAAUCAUUCAUUCAUGUCUACUCCGGCGAUGCUGGACCGACGCGAGAAAGGUGCUGUUGUGUGGCGUCCCUGGAACCUCUGGAAACCAAUCAGGACUCCACUACUGCACCUGUUUAAGCUGUUGAUCUCGCCUGGUCCCUCCACACAAAUCAUAGGAUGUGGCAGUCUGCACAGAGGAUCACAGACGGUGGGAACAGAGCACCUCUAAGUGUUUUUCUAACCUGGGAGAGGCAUUAAUAUCAGGUGGUUCCCAACUGCACACACUUUGCUUGGUAGAAAGUCUCACUGUUAUGUGAAAAUGAGUGACCAGAUGGAACUGCUGGUGCACGGCACCUCAAACCUGAUCGCUGAGUUGGACAGCAGAGUUUGUCCAGAGGACAUGGAGGGAUCCACCCCAUUCCUUGGUGACACUGCGAUAUACCCUUCGGAAGAGUUGGGCCAUGGGGUGCAAGGACUGGAGGUGCCUUUAAUCCCACGACCACCGGUGAAACCGAAGCCUCCGCGGCAGAGCCGGCUGCUCCGCCUGCACUCGCUGGAGAGCAUGAAGGUCAACCGGAGAGCAAAGGUCAGGAGCAGCCAGGAGAGCUCUUCGGAACCAGUCGACACCGACUCAUCGUGCGGCUCCCACUACGGAGAUUUCUCGGGCUCCCCCUUGCUGGGUCUCAAGAGGAGGUCUGCAGCGGCUUCCCAGAUGCUCUUGUCUCGAGGUAGCAGCAGCAGCAGCAGCAGCAGCAGCAGCCUGCGAGAUUGUGAGAUCCGCAGAUCAGCCGUCAGCAUGACAGAGUUCUGGAACAGCCCUCCCCACCUGGAGCCCAAAGGACCUGCCAUUGAUAAACCAGUGCCAUCGGGCAGGAGGAAGCUGCCCCCAGUGGUGCACACCAAGCUGCUCCCUCCCAUUGCUGUAAAUAUAGAGUCGUCAGCACUAAGGACCAGUAAUCGCAUCGACCUGGAUUAUGUGGAUUACAUUCAAGCAGCUGGGAAGGUGCAGUCACACCAGCAAAACCAUUUUCUUAGCCCAUCUCAAGGCACCGAGGACAGUCAAUCCUCUAUUUCCAUGACUUCUUCAAGCAGUGUCAUGGUUCCCAUCCUUUCAGAGGAUCUUCGGAGCAGGAGUUACAUGGACAGUAAUCUCCUGGCCGGCGGAUCACUUUUGGGAGCCAGUGAAUUGCAGCGUUAUUUUCCUAACAAAAUGAUACAAGUGUAUAUUGCCACCUGGAACACGCAAGGCAAGAAGGAGUUUCCGGAUUCACUGGAGGAUCUGCUGCUGCCCUCCGACUCUCAAUCCAUACAUGACCUGUAUGUCAUCGGUACUCAGGAAGGAAUCCCAGACAAGAGAGAGUGGGAGAUCCGCCUGCAGAUGAUCUUGGGGCCUUACUUUGUAUUGCUGUGCUCAGCAUCACAUGGAGUGCUGCAACUAUCCGUGUUCAUCAGGAGAGACCUCAUCUGGUUCUGUUCAGAGGUGGAACAAGCAUCUGUGACAACUCGCAUCAUCUCCCAGGUCAAGACGAAAGGAGCUGUGGGGAUCUCAUUCACUUUUUUUGGGACAUCCUUCCUCUUCAUUACUUCUCAUUUCACCUCUGGGCCGGGGAAGAUUUUUGAGCGGAUGCUGGACUACACUAAAACAAUAGAAUCCCUUGGACUGCCAAGAAUCAUUCCCAACACCAAUCAGUACAGAUCUAACCCAAAUGAUGUGACCUCUCGGUUUGACAAUGUUUUCUGGUUUGGUGACUUCAACUUUCGGCUGGAUGUGAAGCGAGCAGUGAUCGACGAGCUCCUGGACAGCAACAGCCAGGAAAACCUCUGCUCCAUUUUACACUAUGACGAGUUAACCAGGAAACUACAGGAGGGGUCUGUUUUCAAAGGCUUCAAAGAAGCUGAAAUAUGUUUUCCACCCACCUACAAAUUUGACGUUGGAUGUGAUGUAUACGACAGUAGUUCCAAGAAAAGGACUCCCUCUUACACGGACAGAAUCAUUUACAAGAAUCGGCAUAAAGAUGACAUUCUUGUGGUUAAGUAUGGCUCCUGCAGCUCUAUCAAAACCUCGGACCACAGACCUGUCUACUGCUUCUAUCAAGUAAAGAUUCGACCCGGAAAAGACAACAUCCCAUUGUGUGCCGGUCAGUUUGACAGAGAUAUCUACAUCGAGGGAAUAAAGAGACGGUUCCCCAGGAAUGCGAGUCAAUGUAGUUCAUUGAACCAGAAGAACAGCACAAUCUGCAGUGUCUCCUGACACAACUAGAACAGGAGCCUUUCUUAAUCUGCACAAUCUGUCGCAAUGCAACAGAGAGAUGCCUCAACAGUGCAGCACCAUUGCAAAGGGUGCCGAGCACAGGGCUGACCUUGCACAGGAUGGAAGCCCAUGCAACAGUCACAGAGCUGCCUUCAGGUGCAAUGCCGAAGGAUGAAGAACAGCGUGCGCAAGGGAACCGUGCAACCCAGUAAUAAGUGGUAGUGGUGCAUAGAUCAGUCCAUGAUUAUUACCUUUGUUUUAUAUUUUAUGGCUUUUUGUAUUUACAACACAUUGACAAUGUUUGAUAUACACCAGAUUUUUAUGAACUAAAUGUGGGAACUUGAAAA